Messenger RNA from Sorex araneus (European shrew), 5919 nucleotides. It is a transcript of the gene LIMD1, whose product is annotated as LIM domain containing 1. Gene Ontology annotation, molecular function: transcription corepressor activity. Bases 320 to 2227 code for a protein of 635 amino acids. Gene Ontology annotation, cellular component: adherens junction; P-body; transcription regulator complex. The transcript has 8 exons. The record is from RefSeq and is a predicted model, not a curated record. NCBI's taxonomy places the organism in Eukaryota, Metazoa, Chordata, Mammalia, Eulipotyphla, Soricidae. Gene Ontology annotation, biological process: negative regulation of hippo signaling; response to hypoxia; positive regulation of miRNA-mediated gene silencing.
CCGCCCCGGCCCCGGCCCCGGCCCCGGCGGGGACCCGGCCCCCGGCCCGCGGCGGCCGCCUCUGCGCGGGUCCGGCCCGGCCCGCGGGGGAUGUGCUUCCCCGCCAACUUCGCCGCGACUUUUCUUUGAUCCGAUGGUUUGAGCCGGCGAGGAGAGCCGUGCGCGGCGGCGGGCACCGCGCGCGCCCCCCACGUGGGCACCGCCUGCGUCCCGGGGUCCCGAGCGCGCGCGCCCGGGGCAUGAGCGUCCCGCCGGCCCGGGGCCGGACCUGAGCACCCGCACCCCGCGCCCCGGCCCCGUCGGACCGACCCCCGGCGACAUGGAUAAGUACGACGACCUGGGCCUGGAGGCCAGCAAGUUCAUCGAGGACCUGAACAUGUACGAGGCUUCCAAGGACGGACUUUUCCGCGUGGACAAGGGGGCGGGCAACAACCCCGAGUUCGAGGAGACGCGCAGGGUGUUUGCCACCAAGAUGGCCAAGAUCCACCUCCAGCAGCAGCAGCAGCAGCGCCUGCAGGAGGAGAGCCUGGCCCGGGGCAGCUGCGGCCCGGCCAACGGCGGGGGCCGCCCGGGCAGCAGGCCUGCUCGGGACGGUGCGGCCAAGCCCCCUCUGGCCGCCUCCACCGGGGCCCCAGGGAUGGCGUCGGUGGGCUCCGCGGGGCCGCCCGUGCACCCAGCGCCACCCAGACCCUUCCUCCGGGGCGCCCGGCUGGGCAGCCAGGACUGCAUUUCCCAGGAGGGUCCUGUCCCCCGCCCGGGUCCCUGCGAGGAUCCCGCCUGCCUGACCCACGGGGACUACUACGACAACGUCUCCUUGGCAAGUCCCAAGUGGAGCACAGAACCUGGAGUGCCCCCUGGCAUCAGGGCGGGAGGCGGCCAGUGGCCUCGCCCUGGAGGGAUUGACCCCCCACCACCCGCACCCUCCAGGGACCACCCUGUGUACCAGCCACAGCCCUUGCUGAGCUCUGGCCGGGGGUUUGAGAGUGGCCACGAUGGGGCCGUGGGGGGCCUGUGGGCCACUGCCUCCUCCCAGAGGGUCAGCACCCGUCUGCCUUACCCAGGCCCCGAGAACGGGGCCCCCCUAGGGCCUGCUCAGACCCGGACUGCAUCUUUCGCAGCCCCCGAGGCUCCAAGAGGGAAUCCACGAACGGUCUCAGGGCCGGGAAGGGAUGUGCCAGGCCUGAUGUCCAAACCCUCCGUGGACCCUCCGCCUUGGUUCCAGGAUGGGCCCAAAUCUUACCAUUCCAGCCCGGCGGCAUCCUUGGUGGCACGAGCUGACAGUCUGCAGGCGGAUGGAGCCCCAGGGCCGGGCAGCACAGACCCUGGCAUUGGGCCCAAGCUCAGCUCUGCCAGCCUGGUCCAUCCAGCGAUGGGUACCCCGCCAGAGCUGUCGGGUAAGGAAGGGCCCCCAGGCAGGUCCCCGGAUGGCAGCUUGGGACCUGUGCUCCCCGAGGGUGCCAGCCCCCCCAGAGUGAAGCUGCCCUGCCAGACCCUCGCCCCCCCAGGCCCGGAGCUUGGGCCCUCGGCCGCCGAAUUGAAGUUAGAAGCCCUCACCCAGCGACUGGAGCGGGAGAUGGACGCCCACCCCAAGGCCGAUUACUUUGGAGCCUGUGUGAAGUGCAACAAAGGGGUGUUCGGGGCCGGCCAGGCCUGCCAGGCCAUGGGGAGCCUAUACCACGACGCCUGCUUCACCUGUGCGGCCUGCAGCCGGAAGCUGAGAGGAAAAGCCUUUUAUUUUGUCAACGGCAAGGUGUUCUGCGAGGAAGACUUCCUGUACUCCGGCUUCCAGCAGUCGGCCGACAGGUGUUUCCUCUGUGGCCACCUGAUCAUGGACAUGAUCUUGCAGGCCCUGGGGAAGUCCUACCACCCCGGCUGCUUCCGCUGUGUCAUCUGCAACGAGUGUUUGGAUGGGGUGCCCUUCACCGUGGACUCCGAGAACAAGAUCUAUUGCGUCCGGGACUACCACAAGGUGCUGGCUCCCAAGUGUGCAGCCUGUGGCCUCCCCAUCCUCCCCCCAGAGGGCUCCGAUGAGACCAUUCGCGUGGUGUCCAUGGACCGAGACUUCCACGUGGACUGCUACCACUGUGAGGACUGUGGUCUCGAGCUCAACGAUGAGGAUGGUCAUCGAUGCUACCCGCUGGAAGAUCACCUCUUCUGUCACUCCUGUCAUGUCAAGAGGCUGGAGAAAGGGCCCUCACCCUCAGCCCCAGCCCAGCACCGCUUUUAGCAGUGGGGGAUGGGAAGCCGGGCUGCAGGGGGGCACGAGAGAAGCCUGCCCAUUAGUUCGAGGGACCCCGGGCCUGGAGAGAGGAGGGGCGGGCGGCAGGAGAGCAUUCGGUGCCUCUGACCUGCUUAGAUCCUUGGUUGGCAUAUCCGCCCGGUGCCUUUCUCUCCCCCGCCACGCCUCCCUCGGAUUACUCAGGAAGAUGCCCCCGGCAAGUAGGUGACAUCUGACAGGUGGUUGCUUCAGGGGUGACCCGCUUGUCCUCUCUGGAAACUGCUCCCACUUCAGAGGGAGAAAGGUGGCCGGGAGUGCUUUCACCAUAUCCUCUGAAGAGCAGCAGCUGCGGACAGGACACGUCUAGCCUUGGUCUCUCCCCUGAGGACAGGCCCACGUCCAGGCCCCAUGAUCUGAGACAUCUUCUAAUGCAGCCCCGAGGCUGCAUGAUUGCAGGGGUGUUCAGACUCCCUGUGCUUUGGAAGCUGUGGAGUUCACUAACUUGGUAAACAAGGGCUGAGUUCUGACCUGCGUGAGACCAGGGAUUCCUCCUCGUACCCUGACGUCAUUCUCUAAUGCCCCUUCCAGCCUCUGCUCACUGAAAGACCGCUGGCUGGGGGCCUGACAGAGACUCGCCCCCAGGGUAGCCAAGAGUGCUCUGGGGGCAAGAACCUGGUGCAGGCAUCAGGCUUUUUUUUUUUUCCGUGUGUGUGUGUGUGUGUGUGUGUGUGUGUGUGUGUGUGUGUGUGUGUGUGGUGGUGGUGGUGGUGGUGGUGGUGGUGGUGAUGGUCCCUGCUGAAGCUCUUCAGAGUCUGUGACUUUGGAGUCCUCCUGAGGAGAGUCACAGGACCCUGUGUGGGGACAUCCCGCACACCCCUGUUCACUGACUUCUUCACAAUGAGCUUCUGGCCACAGCCCAAGAGCUUGCCCCUUGUAAAGGAGUGUGUGUGUGUGUGUGUGUGUGAGAUCUCACGGGCAUGGAGGGCGCACCUCAGGAUAAGUUAUUCUGUUCAUGUCACAGGUUUCUCUCUUGUCCAGCUCUUGGCACAGGCACUGUGUCUGGAGAAAACCAGUAUAAGGUACAUUGCUUUCUUCUGGGUUUUCUUUGUCCUUCUUCUGUUUGGAAAAAAAUAAAAUGGUUCCCUCCACUUUCAGUCUGACACACACACACACACACACACACACACACACACACACGCACGCACACAGACACACACACAAAUACCUCACAGACAAGAGUGUCACCAAAUGGCAAGUUGAGGCAGAGCGCAGCCACCGCGCUGUAACAGAUACGGUCCUGGGUGUGUUUGGGGUCUCUGGCUUCACCUAGGCCAGACCCAGAGGCUCAGAGCUCUGGAACCCUCGCUAAAAGUCUGCUGGGAUUCGGGCCAGCUGGCCCUGGGUGCCUUUGUCAUAUGCAUUUCAUCACACUUAGCAAGGGCUUACAGAGGGCCACAGGUUGGCCGGCUUUCAACUCCCCCCUCAGCACAAAACUUGAACUCUGUGUCCUUUUGAGGCCAGAGGCCUCCCCCUCCUGGGCCUUUCCAGAAGGAGGCCUGUAAGAAGAGAUUGACCAGCAUUUAGCCUAUGGGCAGGACCCUGGGGCUUUGUCUCAGAGUGGGGUUCGGAGCCAGUGCACCACUGCCUACUGGGCUCGCGGCCUGGCACCAAGUCUCUGCUUCCUCCCUUCCUAUCCGGUGAGAGUCCAGCCUGGCCAGGCCUCAGCCGGUGCCAGUGGAGCCAGAGGCACAGGAGUCUCCCUGACUUUCCACAGCAGCCAGCUCUGUCCCCAGACCGUGUUUGGCCUCGGUAGGGUAGCAGGUGCCCGGAAGAAGCACACCUGUGGCGCCAUGGGUUACCUUUUCCUUUGUGAUGAAACUCACCCUAUUGUGUUACGAAACUCAUGCCACUGUUACGUCAGCCAGGGUUAUGGGCUUUCAGCUGACUAUGAGUGGGGAAGUCACCUGAGAACCCGUGAACACAGAGGGCUGUGCGUGUACGCCCCGGGCCGGUGCCUUCCUCUCGAGUCUUCCGCCUCCGCUGUGGCAAGGUUGGCAGGCACAGGAAGCCGGGCAGGAGGGCUUCACCUGUCUGCACCUGAGGAUGAUUUCCAACCUUGGCUUGUGGAUACACCGUUGCUCACCUUUUAAGUGCAACAGAGGGAAGCCGGUGACCCGGUGCCACCGCCGGAGUAGCAGGGACUGGCUUGUGGAUGGAGGAAUGAACGAAAGUGUGGGAUUCAUUUUUCCAGUGAGAAUUCAAAAGUGGCCUUGGAUGAAGGUGAGUCAGCAAAACGUUGCAAACAUGGCAUUUGUCCUGUUGGAGACGGACGUGAAGAGAAUGGCCAAAUGCCCAGAACUCCCAGAAUCAGCUUCUGUUGUCAGAGGACUCUGCACCCAUUUUCUCUCUUCCCCGGACUCCUCACAGAAGCCAUCUGUUCUUCUAAACGCCCUAUGACUUAUUAGCCACAUAGAGCUAUAAUGGGGUUGUACUUGUAGGUACAUAGAAAGCACAAGGCCAGGCUUAAUAAACGUAUUUUAAAAAGACCUCCUUUGACAUUUCCACGUUGAGAUAAAAUGAGAACCGUGACCUAACCCCCAAAGCCGGCCUUCAGCUCUGUCUCUCACCUCCUUUUGUACCUUUACUUUGGGCCAUUCGGAAACUGCCUCCAUGGCCUGAGAAAAGCCAGGGUCCAAUUUGCCCUGCCCUCUCCUAUCUCCCUCUCCUUGCUCCCGGCUUCUGGGUGCAGAGUUGAAAUACCUUGUAUGUUCCCUGAAAACCUCCUGCUGGUUCAGCCAGGGUCUGCCAUUGUGACCUGGGAGGCUGGACCACGGAUAAUCGGGUUCUGCCCACCUCCAGUUCCCGCUAUCCCCUCGUUUCCACAAGAUUGAAUCACGCUUUAGAAAUGAAAAGCAGUUGUUAGGAAUCAAGACGGUGACUGUUGGGCCUGAAACAAUGCUGGUGUGAACAGAAACAGGAGGUUUUUCUGUUUAAGAGACUCACAUCCAUAGAUUGCAUCUCGGAUGCUGGGUGGUUGGAUUCCGGGGCUGUGAAUGUGGAUCCAGAGACCCCCUCUCAGGAACUUGCACAUCCGUGGGCAUGGGCACUGGAGAAGGCUGUGGUGUGGGUCUGGAAACCCUUCUCUUCGGAGACUGGGGCAUGGCCCUGGGGAGGGACUGGGGGGGAGGGGGGUCAGAAGUUAGAUUAUGGGGUAGGUGCCCCUGAUUUCCUGUGUUGUCCAAGGGUCAGCUGAACUAGGCAUUUGCCUCCUGCAGCCCCUUCUCAGGUGCCAUUUUCCAAAUCCCUGAAUGCAGCAGAGCCCUGGUGGGUGCUGGAACCCACAGAGUGUGUGAGGUCUGACCCCCACCCCGGUCACUGGGUGUUGAUGCAUCUGUUAAAGGCAUCUGCCAGGAAACCAAAUUCUUUCCUUGGUGCCAGAAAUAACUCCUAGUUUUUCCAUUUCCUAUUUGAAAUAAUUUUUAAAAAUAGAAAUAAAUGAGUCAAAUAUAUUCUCUAUCUAUUGUUCUGAGCCAGGACUGGACAGAUGUGAGAAAUUUAUAUAUGGUUUAUGAAAAUUUCAUUGUUCAGGGAAAUUAUUUCCUUUGUAUCUCAUUUUAAUAUAGAGUUAUUCAAAAAUUACUAUAAAUUUAUUCAAAAUAUAACGAAAUUGCAUUGAUUUGUACACUAUUAUUAAAGUGCCC